This is a messenger RNA of Gregarina niphandrodes, 2754 nucleotides long. RefSeq lists its product as hypothetical. The transcript has a single exon. Lineage: Eukaryota; Apicomplexa; Conoidasida; Eugregarinorida; Gregarinidae. The record is from RefSeq and is a predicted model, not a curated record. The coding region runs from base 1 to 2754 and encodes 917 amino acids.
AUGACGACAACGACGACGAACGUGGUAAGUAGCAACGUGACGAGCGGCGGUGGCUCUGUUGGGCAGUUGAGUCCGACGAGUGUGCGGAGCAACGCUACUGGACCCUUUGGCGCCUACGGAAACUCUGAGACAGUGGGGCCGAUGGCGUCGCAGAUUAACUCUUCGAUGUUGUCGGCGCAUCAGUCUGCAUUCCAGUCUACGCAGCAGUCUUCGACGCAGCAGUCUUCGACGCAGCAGUCUUCAUUAGCGAGUACGGGCGCGGUGGAGGUGCCGUUAGGUAUGCCCAUUUCGGCGAUGGCCGCGGCGGCCAACGAUUUGGCUUCCUCGGAAACUUCGAGGCACCACGCCGGUUCGGUGCACCAAGCUGGCUCGGUACAGCUCACGGAACAGCGCGCCCCCUCCAGUCACAUGAGCAGCCAGGAACACAUGCGCACGGAGCAAUCCCAAGUGGAGAGAACUGAGCUAGUACAGAGGACUGAACAGGUGAGGACGGAACAAGUACAGGGUACCGAGAUGCAGGGGCAGAUGUCGAUGCCGGGAAUUACGCGUCCUGGGCCUGGUGGACCUGGAUCUGGUGGGUCCAGUGGACCAGGGUCUGGAGGCCCGGGAUCUGGGUAUGACGAGUAUUCGGAGAGCAGCAGCCAGCAGCACAUGAUUGUGAAUGUUUCGCAGAUGAACUCACCGGUGGCCAGUGGAGCGAUGUGUCGCUUGCCGCUUCAAGACCAGCGUGCGAUUUGGCUGACGAUGACGGAGAAGGCGUUGGAGUACGAGCAGGAGUUUGUCCGUCGGUCAUGUGCGGAGAGAGUGCGGACCAUGUUGGGCGCGGUGGGUGUGCCUGUUGAGGGUUUGGGUGAGUUGGACAUGGCGGAGGUGGGUGCGAAGGUGGUGCGUUCGAAUCCGGCCUUGUGCAAGCGGAUCAUUUUGGGGAUCAAGUGGGAGAUUUUCCGCAGCAUCCAGGCGACCAGUGAGGCUCUCGGCUUCGAACUGGACAUGCCACCCGCCGCCGCAGCACCAUUGGUGAGCAGCGAAGAGAUGGCCGCCGCUGCUCCCGGCAGCCGACUUAUCGCUGAGGCUGCCGUGCGCAUUGCCAUCCACGGAUGCGCCGGCUGUCUUGCUGGUGUGGGCAGUGUCCGCGAAGCCUCGCCGCAACUCCAAGACCUGAUGCGCGUCCCUGUGGACGCACCCGAACGUCAAAAACCACAGUGGCUACUCAGCCUUGUCCAGACCAGACGUCGCGAAAUGCUCAGCCAGGCUCUCAACGCUGCUAUCGAAUCCUACCACUGGGAAGUACUCAAAGGUCGCGAAAUGCUCGCCUUUGUCGAGUCGUGCUUCCGCAAGAACAAACGUCCCGCCGAACCCGCGGGAGAAGUGAUUAGAGAAAUCACAAACGACGCCAGUCACCAGAUGGUGACCCAACAGCAGAUGGUGGGCCAACGCAUGGUUGCCCACCAGAGCUCCCUGGUUGGCCAACAAGUGGUCGAACAGCAUACCGUUGGACGCCAGAUAUCCGGGCGGCAGAUGGUAGGCCAGCAAAUGAUUGCACGCCAGAUAUCAGGGCCACAGAUGGUAGGCCAGCAAAUGAUUGCACGCAAGAUAUCAGGGCCACAGAUGGUUGGCCAACAGGUGGUGGGACAGGUUGGCGCCACCCAACACGCACGGGUGACAAGCAUGCAGGUGUCUGCGACCCGAGCCACGAGUACAGCCACGAGCCCAACUAAUAUGCAGACGCAGUACGCAGGUCUGCCUCCGGCGCCGGUGAUGGUUACAGCGGAAGUGACACGGAGAGUUUCCGAGCAUUUUCAACGAGUCAGCUCACCUGCGGGCAGCAUUGGAUCCCCCGCGAGGAGCGUGCAGCCCGCGACCAUCCAGUAUGCAACCAUGCAGCCCGUGGCGACCAGCGCCACGGUGCAGGCGACUCGGAUGGUGAUGCAACCCUUCGUGGGAGCGUCGCCGUUCGGUCUGUCUCUGACGAGGACGGCUUCUUCGCCCGUGGAUUCCGGCUCGCAGCAGCAGAGGCCCGGGGUCGUCCGCACGACAACGAUGCCCCCCACGAUACCCCCCACAAGGGUGACCUCGACCUUCCAACAGAUACAGCAGGUGUCCAGCGCGCAGGCGGGUAGUCAAUCGCCGCAAACGACCGCUGCCUACGUCCCGGAUCCUGCGAUGCCGAAGGCGGGUGAUAUUGGGCCUACGUCCAGCAGCACCGCAAGGAUGCAGCUCGAGCAGAAGGCCCACGCUCAGUUUAACCAGAUGCUGCGUCAGAACCACGAACAGAGGGAGAGCAGUCCCAGCAAUGUAGUGAUGACCCGCACCAUGCUUGGUGCCUACCCCUCGGGUCUAGCCGCGACGGGUCUACCCACAACAGGUCUGCCUGCCACCGGUGUAAGUACCAUUGGUGUAAGCGCAACUGGCGGUGCGACCAUGCCCGGUCUAACCACGACCGGUCUAACCACCACUGGCCUAACCACCACUGGCCUAACUACCGCUAGUUUGAGUACCGCUGGCCUCGAGGAGAUGAAUAUUCCGUCGUUGUUGAGAGCUAGUCCUAGUGCUACUAACAAUGUUAUUGGGCGGCUGCCCAUUUCCCCGGCCUCGCAGGCUACUAUUCCUAACGUCAUGACGUCUCCUUCGCCUGCCGUUUUUGUGCAACGAGAUCUGAAGGGAUCCAAGAACCCUGGCGGCUCUCCGUUAGCCGCUUUGGAGGCAACACACUCAAAAUCCUACAUCACGGCACUCUACAAGGCGACUCAGUAA